Messenger RNA from Caenorhabditis briggsae, 558 nucleotides. NCBI's taxonomy places the organism in Eukaryota, Metazoa, Nematoda, Chromadorea, Rhabditida, Rhabditidae. The coding region runs from base 1 to 558 and encodes 185 amino acids. The record is from RefSeq and is a predicted model, not a curated record. The transcript is spliced from 4 exons.
AUGAAUGGAGAGAUGUGCGAGAAAAUCAUUACGGGUAUAAUCCAUCGAACCGUUGUCUACUAUGGCGUCCGUGUUGAUUGUAUUCUCAGCUCUCCUCUCAUUCUGAUUUCGAUAUGGUUCAUUUGGCAAGAGUCAUUCGGGAACCAAGUUUUGAAAAUCGCGUUUCUCUGUGCCGCAUUCAAAUUCAUAGCCAUCCUUUCGGUGUUGUUGUGCAUUUUGAUGGAUGACCCUAGCUUCAUGCGCGAGAUUUUCGAAAAGUCCCAUUUUGGAACCUAUGAAGCUCGAAUCCUCUACUCCUUCGUGUUUGUUAUAACUGCCACACUUUUCAACGCGAGUCUUCUCUUCGCUCUCGGAACUGCUUACACUCUCAAAGAUACCGCAGCCACCAAGUAUCGUGUUGGACCAUCGCAAUCCACUGCUAAAUUGGCCUACAAUGCAAUGGUUGGCAGUGUUUUAAGCGCAGUUGCCAAAGGCAGAAAUUCGGAAAGUGGUUCGUCGAUCGAAGUCUUCCCAAUUGGAGAUUUGGAUGACGUCUCUGUUCGAUCGAACCCUGUCUAA